Messenger RNA from Podarcis muralis (Common wall lizard), 3736 nucleotides. It is a transcript of the gene TIPRL, whose product is annotated as TOR signaling pathway regulator. Gene Ontology annotation, cellular component: cytosol. NCBI's taxonomy places the organism in Eukaryota, Metazoa, Chordata, Lepidosauria, Squamata, Lacertidae. Gene Ontology annotation, biological process: TOR signaling. The record is from RefSeq and is a predicted model, not a curated record.
GUUCUUUCUGUUUCCGGUGGCGGCUGUUUGGGGGAGGGGAGAAAAAAAGCAACAAUAGACCCCGCUACUAAUUCCUCCGACGGCUCCUUUUCGGGGCUUUCCUCCUGGAAGGGUGUCCGGAAGUCGCUCCCUCUCCCGCUUCUCCCUCUCUAUGCUACUUCCAUCGCCGCCAACAUGAUGCCCGUAUUCAAGAGCAGCCGGAGAGACUUCACUUUCGGGCCGUGGAAGCUGACGGCCGCUCGGACCCACAUCAUCAAGUCGUCGGAGGCCGAGAGAUUAGCUGAAGAACUACACAUUCCUUGUGUUCCAGAAAUGAUGUUUGGAGACAAUGUCUUAAGAAUUCAACAUGAAUCUCUCUUUGGAAUAGAGUUCAAUGCAACUGAUGCCUUAAGAUGUGUAAAUAGCACUCAAGGCAUGGUUAAAGUUGCCUGUGCAGAGGAGUGGCAAGAAAGCAGGUCUGAGCCUGAGCACACAAAAGAAGUUGUUAAACCAUAUGACUGGACCUAUACAACAGAUUACAAAGGAACUCUUCUAGGUGAUACAUUAAGGUUAAAGGUUUCUCCCACAACAGAACAUAUAGAUACAGAGAAACUAAAAGCCAGGGAACAGAUUAUGUUCUUUGAGGAAAUACUUCUGUUUGAAGAUGAACUUCAUGAUCAUGGAGUUUCAAGCCUGAGUGUAAAAAUAAGGGUAAUGCCUUCAAGCUUCUUUGUGCUCUUGAGGUUUUUCCUGCGAGUUGAUGGUGUGCUUAUCAGAAUGAAUGAUACAAGGCUUUAUCAUGAGGCUGAUAAACACUACAUGUUACGGGAAUACACCUCGAGGGAAAGCAAAAUAUCAAGCUUAAAGCAUGUUCCUCCACCCCUUUUCACGGAUCCUAAUGAAGUUGCUCAGUAUUUACCUGUCAAGGAGAACAUAUGUGAGAAGCUGGAGUUCCCCGAGAAUUUGCAUCCUGAAUCUGAAGCAGCACCAGAAGGCAUUUAAGCGGGAUCUCCGUAAUUUUGUGGACUUGAAACAGACCUUGUUCUGGAGACCAUGUAAUGCCUCGGUCGUUGUCACUGAAGAUUUAUCUACUUGCUAGAUACAGAUCUAUUUGGAUGUCUGACUAAAAUUUCUGUAGCUGUGGAUGGGCAGGAGCAGGGAGCUAAUUUCAAACUUUUGCUAAUGUUUUCGUUGUGUCUAUUUCAAAUGUGCCCUGAAACUGGUUCUGGACUGUUACCUGACAUUGGAGAAUAAACCCGCAAAUCACCAGUAAUUCUUUUGAAGCAUACAGCAUUUCAAGAAAGUUUAGUGGGUUUAGGAAAAAAAUCAAGACUCAUUCAUAAGCUCGAACAGCUACGAAGAACUUUGUUUUAACAUAGUCUUUGUUAUACAAGGGCCUUGUUUCAUAACAUUCAUAGGACUAAGCACAUUGGUAAGUUUUUGGAUCUCAGUGGAUGGUAUUACUCUUUUAAUCAGUUGCAUGGUGUCUGUCUUUAAAUAAGAAAUACACGAGAAACACUAUUUAGCCUUGUUCACAUGCAACAUUAAACCGUAGUUUAAAAUAAACUGGUUUUGCAUAAAUGAGUUCUCCCUGGCUUCUGUCUGUGGCACACAGAGGAGGAAACAAGCCUUGGUUGGACAUGCUGGAACAUGUGACCCUCUGCUUGUUAUUUGAUUCUUGCCAAACCAUGAGUGGUAAACGAAGAAGAAACCUUGGCUUCCACUUAUGGUUGGUGUAGCUUAGUCAGAAGUGGUGGGUGAUUUCAUGGGUGAAAUAACGACGUGUAAAGUAUGGUUUAAUUUGGUAUGCGAACUAGGCUGAUGCCUUCUAAAUGAAACUAAGGGCAGCACUGAGUGUUGUAUACUGCUCAUGGAGCAAGAUUUUACUUUCCUACCCAAGUAUACCUCCAAAAUCUCACCCUCUGGAGCAAACUGAGGAUGCUAGAGGGGCUACAACGAGGAGAAGGGGAAUGUGAAGUCCUGUUGUGUGAGCAAAAGUCUGUUCCACUCUCACAGACAUCAUUAAGUGCAACACAAUGACCGUUUCAUAGAUCUUGGAAAAACAAUUUAACAAAAGUUUGGAGGCAAAGUGGAACUCGGUUUGCAAAUUGGGGCUUUCUUUGCUCCUUGCCCUACAUUCCGCCAAAAGCAACUCCUGAGGACUGAGGGUCCCUCAAAAUGCAGUGGAACAGAGGAAUUGGAAAAAAAUGGACAGGGCUUCUAAUGUGCAUGCAGAAGUCCCAUUUCCAUUUGUGCAAGAUACCUUUGUAUCCAAGCCAAAGAGUUGCAUAAUCAGUUUGGUCCAGUAGUGUUUCACGGUAGGUUGCUUUCUAACAGUUUUGAUGGAGUUGGUUCUUAAGCAAGCUAGGCAUUUUUAAUAGGGAGUAAUCGUUGAAAUGGAUUGCACAGUACCAUAUUAUUGGUGAAUGUUACCUCCCAUUAAAAAAUAAUAAUCCUGGGAGUUAAUAUUGAUUACAUUGCCAGAAUAUGUAAAUUCAUGAGAUUCCUUUAUAUGGUGUCAGUAAUUUACUUCACAGUAGUCUACUUCAAAUAUGUUUAACUUGUAAUUUUAAGUUAUCACUAUUUUAACUUAAAACAAUUACAAAGAUAUUCAUAUUUGUGUUCUGAGAGUACUCUGCUACCAAGCCCUUUUCCUGCCUUUCUAAUGAGCUAUAUAUUUUGGAUGAAAACCUGUGUUUCAUGUGUUUUGUUCUGGUCCUGUUGUUUUUUUCUAAUAAGAGAAGAGAUUAUUUGUACUGCUUGCAGGAGAUGACGGAAGUGUGUUGUGUGUUUUCCCACCCCUCCAAAGGAAAACUUAAGUUGGGAUUCCCACCCCUCCAAUGGCAGUGGAAGUUUAGAGAUAUCCUGCUAAUAGCAUAUGCAUGUCUGCUGCCAUUGACAGUAUUUCUUCGGUUUCACAUGACGGUGAAGAGUCUGAGCAACUGUUUCAGGCUUGCUUGUUUUUCUGUGCCACCAAUUCAUUUUUCAGUGGUGAGCAAGAAUUUCUUUUUCUAUUCUACAUUUCCCCACUUCUAAAACCUAUCUGCUUUGGAGUUUCAAAGCAGUCAAAUGCUAUGCAUGUUUAAUAGGAGUUCCCUUGAACAUUGUAGGACUUAUUUCUGAGUAAACACGCAUAGGAUCGGAAUGCUGAGUUUUAAAGGUGGAUCCCAAAGGAUCAAUGGUAAAAAGGUCACCACUGAACAUACAUGCAUAUGGAAGACCUUGACUUCAUGCAAAUCACUCAGUGAUGCAGUUUGCACUGCAAAGCGAUUCUUCUAAAGAAUUGAGUAUGUAUAACCUGUAAAUAGCAUGCAUGUGUCGACACCACAAUUUAUGCAGAUGGUCAGCUGAUUCUGUAAUUCUUAGGAAUCUCUUAGUUGCUCAUACUAACUGUUAAUUUUGUUGUGGCUACCUUUCUCUUCUUUCAUUAUUACCAGUCAUAUAAUAAACAGAACAAAGAUGAUGAUUGCUUGACCUGGGGAAGGAACCCAGGUGAAAAUAGAUACAGAAAGUUGAAGGACAAAGGAAGGACAAGCAAGUCUCUUGUGCUAAAGAUACUCUCAGUAUCUUUAGCACAAGUCUAUUGAAAUGGAGGGAAAUUGCCCUUUCAUUUCAGUGGGAUUUGUUCAGAAGCAGUUUUAAGAUUUUCACACACAAAGGCCUCUCAUAUUGUCCUUUAGUCAGCCAAAUAAGUGAUGGUUUGUACUAUAAUCAGCUGUUGCUAAAUAAAAAUGUACGCCACCUUUUAAUCUCUCAA